CGUUCCAAUUAGCAUUUCGAAUAGAUCUAUCUCUUUAGAUCUAUGUAUUUUAGAAAGCGCAAAUGAGAGAGCUGUUUCCAUCGUGAGAACAGGCUGUGUGAUGAGCGUGGAGAGAGGGAUUCAUUACAAAACAAGACCCGCGCGUGCCGCACAUAAAGCAGCGUGAAGAUGGAACCGAUGGACAUGACGACGUAUCCGAGGAGAAUGCAUAGCUACGAGGAUGAAGAGGAACGGAAGCACUUCCAAAGAAUCGUCUCUGCGUUCCGCUAUUACAAACCACAUUCACUGCAAAGGGUAAAGAAAACUGAAUCUUACCUGCUCAGUCUGCCAUCACAUCAUCAAAAACUUCUUUUGAAGUAUAAAGACCAUCUGCAAGAAGUGAAACGAUGUAUCGAAAACAACGAUCAAAUUAUAAAACUUAUAAUAAAAGAUGUAGCUCAUAUAUUUGAAAAUGUUUGCCCAACUACUGCACAAGUUGAUAGCACACUGCAUCCGCGACCUGUAAUGGCAGAUCAAGAAAAAGUUCAAGCUACCAUUAAGCAAUUGGUUCGAGAUUGGAGUGUAGAAGGCACUGAGGAACGAAAAACGUGCUAUCAACCAAUUAUACAUGAAAUAUUGUGCCAGUUCCCAUUAGAACAUUGUACACCGUCGGACGUGCAUAUUUUAGUACCUGGUGCGGGAUUGGGUCGACUUGCCUUUGAAAUUGCCAGGCGUGGAUAUACCUGCCAAGGAAAUGAAUUUUCCUUGUUUAUGCUGUUUGCAUCAAACUUCGUAUUAAAUAAGUGUAGAGAAGUAAACUUGUAUCAAGUGUAUCCGUGGGUACACCAAUAUAUGAAUAAUUUGAAACCCGAACACCAAACACAAGCGGUUUCCUUUCCUGACGUGAGUCCGAGCGAUCUUCCGGGAACAGCGCAAUUCUCUAUGACAGCGGGCGACUUUUUAGAGGUUUACACAGAAGACAAUCAUUGGGAUUGCGUUGCGACCUGUUUCUUCAUAGACUGUGCUAAUAAUGUUGUGCAAUUUAUUGAAACAAUUUACAAGAUCUUGAAGCCAGGUGGGAUCUGGAUAAACCUCGGACCAUUGCUAUAUCACUUUAGCGACUUGCCGAAUGAGGAAUCGAUCGAGCCGAGUUACGCUGCCAUCCGCGAUGUUAUUCUCGGCUUUGGUUUUCAAUUGGAGAAGGAAGAGACACAUGUGAAAACGCGUUAUGCCCAGAACAUUAAUAGUAUGUUACAAUGCGAGUAUAAUAGCGUGUAUUUUGUUUGUCGAAAACCUCAAGAACAUUCAGACAACACAAAUCACAAGAAUGUUGAAUCCAACGGCGCGGUGGAACAAGAGAACUAAAUCAAGCGCAGUUUAUUUUACUCGUGAAGAAAAGUGUUUGGCGCUAAAGAGCUGUUAAGUGCACUCGAUUUUCUCGCAAUUAUCAUGUAAAAUAGUUCUGCGACUGCAUAAUAAGUAAGACUUAUUAUUUUUCUUUUUUUUAUAUCUUUAUCUCUUUACUGACAUCUUUACUAUCAAUUUGUUUCACGAUAUAUAGUACGAGAGAGUUUUCAUUGUACUAUAAGGCUUGAAUCGUACUAUUGCUCUGAUCGAUACACUUGCGUACCGCUUUCAAAUGAUCGAAUAUUUUUUAAUCGUUUCAACAACUAGAGCGUUACUCGUAUUAAUGCAUGCGCUACAAGUAAUUGAAAAGUAUUUGAUCGAUCUGAGAGCGAAGCGUGACCAGAUCGCAAUUGGAUCAAUAAUAUGAACUGAACGUAAUAGAUUCUGUUGCUUCAUGGUAAUAGAUUAUCUAUUGCCAUGAAAAUAAUAGACAAAUUAUUUUAGUAUCGAUUGGCAUACCAUACUUUGAGAUAACUAAUCUAGUUAUAAUUCCUUUUGGAAUAGACGAGUUUCAACAUUAAUUGUGAUUGAAAAUGAAUAAUAUACUUCUACAGAGAAAAUUGACAAACCAAUAUAUAACAUUGUACAACCGUACAUUGUGCGAGCAACGUUGUUACGUAUAUACAAAUCAGUCAUACUAAAAGUUAGAAUAUGAAAUAAAAAUAUACCCGGUAGAAUUUC
Linepithema humile (Argentine ant) is the source of this 2067-nucleotide messenger RNA. RefSeq names its product carnosine N-methyltransferase. Gene Ontology annotation, molecular function: carnosine N-methyltransferase activity. The record is from RefSeq and is a predicted model, not a curated record. Gene Ontology annotation, cellular component: nucleus; cytosol. Gene Ontology annotation, biological process: carnosine metabolic process. NCBI's taxonomy places the organism in Eukaryota, Metazoa, Arthropoda, Insecta, Hymenoptera, Formicidae.